This is a messenger RNA of Tetrahymena thermophila SB210, 5061 nucleotides long. Its product is annotated as response regulator receiver domain protein. The record is from RefSeq and is a predicted model, not a curated record. NCBI's taxonomy places the organism in Eukaryota, Ciliophora, Oligohymenophorea, Hymenostomatida, Tetrahymenidae. The transcript is spliced from 3 exons. Gene Ontology annotation, biological process: phosphorelay signal transduction system; phosphorylation. Gene Ontology annotation, molecular function: phosphorelay sensor kinase activity.
AUGAUAUUUCAUAGGUUUAGCUUAAAUUUUAAGAACAAGCGAUAUGAAUAAGAAUUUCAAUGUUAGAAUGAAAAAUAUCAAAAAAAUAUAAACAAACUUAACUGCGUUGUGUUUAUGAUAUUCUCUCUUUGCAUCAACCUAGAAGUUUAUAUUUAUACAAAAGAUGCAAUAACAAUUAUUACAGCUGUAUUUCCUAUUUUGUUAGCAAUGGCUGCUCUUUAUAAAAAUACUAAAAAAUUAAAUUAAGUAAAGGUUUUCAUGUUCUUAGCUAUUAUAUGCCAUGUCAUAUUAUCAGCAUCUAUACAGUAUCAGAGGUUUAGAAAUAAGAUACAAUCUGAUCAAAAUUUUGUAUUUGGAAGUUUAACUGGAAUUAUUAUUGGAAUAGUGGCUAGUGGUAUGCAGCAGUGGUAUCUUAAAGAGUUUAUUAUUUUAAUUUAUAUUAUGAUCACUUUCUGUUCAGCUAUCUCUUAAUUCACUUUUGAGUAAAUAGCACUAUUUAUACCUAUUAUAGUUAUAGAGAUCAUUCUUAGUAAUAUCAUUUCAUAUUACAAAGAAAUGCAGUCAAAAAUGUAAUUCUAUGACUAACUAGUUGCUAAAGAUACAAUUUAUGAUUUAAAAAAUCUCCUAUAAAAUAAUAUUCCUCAAAGUAUUUUUGUUGUUUCACAGAAACCAAAGAGGUAACAUUAACCUUCAGCAACUAAUUGCAAUAACAAGCAAGGUAAUGAAGUAGUUAAUAGCAGCUGUAACAAUAAUAAUAUUAACAAUAACAAUGAAAAUAAUCACAAUAAUUUAGAUCUAGAGAAUAAUGACCACUCAAGAAUCAGUAUUGAUUGCGAAGACGAGUUAGUAAUUAACUUUUAAAAUAAAUAUUUCACAGAAUAUCAAAAGAAAUUUAACUUUUCUUAUGAUGUUACAUCUUUUUUAAAGAUGAUUAAGAUAUAGAGCUAAUCUUAAGUUUAGGAAGCUCAGCCUCCAGCUUUAAAAGUCUUAGAGAAUUCCAAUAUGCCUAAGAGCUUAAAUACUCCAUAUUUUGGUACUAGUGGAUAGUAAAGCAUACUUGAUGUUAUAGUUUAGUAAAUAAAAGAUACAGCAACUGACAAACUAAGUUAGAACGAUCCGUUAAUACGAUAACGCAGGUAAACUAUUGCUUAGGAUAAAGGAUUUUAGCUUGAUAACAUUAAGGAGUAUUUUAAUUGCUAGUAUAAGCAAGAUCCUAGUGUAUUCAUAUAAAAUAAACCUAUGGAACCUAACAAAGAAAAAAGGUUGUCAAAGAAGAAAAAGAAAAAUUGUGUAAUGUCGGAAUUUCGUCAUUUCGGCAGAGCCCUCUCUUAGAUAUCCUUUAAAAAUACUUCUGUAAAUAAUACUCCAAGAGGUACAAUUGGGAACGGAUAAAAUGAAUAAUCAUAAUAAAAUCCAAAUAAUCUAAAUAUUAGCAACAUUUAUAAUGCUACUAAAAAGAGAUAAAAUUCUAAAUCACCUACUCCAUAAGAAAAUGCUGCAGCUGCUAUAAUUGCUAAUCAAGCCAGUUAAAAAAAUGAAAAAAUUAGAAGAAAAUGUAAAACUGUUUCUUUGAAUAGUGAUAAUUAAAAAAAUAUUAAGUAACGCCAAAUGUAAUAGCUUCAAAUAAAAACAAAAAUUGUUAACUUAAAUUCUUAAGUAUUAAAAUAAAUUUAAAACCCGUCUAAUCAAGGCUAAACAAGCAAUUCAAAGUAGAAUAAUUCUGGACUGGUGGACAAAAAUUAAUUACAAGUUCAACAAAUUCCUCUAUAAAAUAUUUCAAUUUAUCCAAACUAGACUUCUGAAAUACAGUCUUUAAGCUAUCAAGAAUAACUAAGUAAUCUUCCUUCGGCUUAAAUCAAAUAAACCUGCAAGUUAAACUAGCACCAUCAAACUAAAUAGGAGGCUGAAAGUAAUAAAUAAAGUAGAUAGAGUAUAAAUAGCUAAAAUUUGCAAAUUAAUUUAAAGCACUCUUCAAUACACAAGUCAAUUUAAGUAAACAACAACAACGAUGCUCAAAGACGUUCUACAUAAUAGCCUUCAUAAACAAAUGGAGGAUAUCAGAUGAGCAGUAUAAAUAAUUUAUCCUAUAAAUAUACAAAUAAAAGUGAAAACAACUUAAAAAGUAAGCAAUACCCUAUUCUUUAUUUUGAUAUUUAGCUUGUGAAAUGCCAAUGGGAAGAAAAUGAUGCUGUUAUGGUCAUCAUGAAUGAUAUUAGUGAAAAAGUAAUGAAUUUAAGAUUGAAAGAGGGUGAUAAAUACAAAGACGAAAUGCUAGCCACUGUUACUCAUAAUUUAAAGACUCCUCUAAAUUCUAUGAUUCUUUUGAUAAACAAAUUGUUAAAAAAGGAGAAAAGGAAUAAGGAAUUGAAGAUUAUAAGUCAGAGUUCAAAUAUGCUACUCUCAAUGAUUAUGGAUAUCUUAGAUUAUUAAUGCAUUAAACGGAAAACAUUUAAAUUAUAAAUUGAAGCCUUUGAUAUUUUGGAUGUGAUAAAUGAAAUCAAAUAAUUAUAUUAGAUUACUGCUGACAUUAAAGGAUUGGAGAUAAAUAUUGUAAAUAAUAUUUAAAAUCCUGAUAUGCAACUAGUUUUGCAAGACAUGGAUAGAAUAAAGUAAAUUCUAAAUAAUCUAGUUGGUAAUGCUAUUAAAUUCACUAAGAAAGGUAGUAUAACUAUAAUUAUUGGUUAUGACACUACAUACUCAAAUGAUUCUAUUAAAAAGGAAUAAAAUUCUUAAGAUUAAUUAAAAGAUGAGAACAAUACUCCCGAAUUAUAGGCUAACAAUAAUUCUAUUAAGACUGAUGCUGAAAAAUCUGUUAAAUUAAAUAAUUACCAAAGAAUAUUUUAAAAUAAUGGUGUUAUAUCAAUAUAAGUUAAAGAUACUGGAUCAGGUAUAGACCAUUCUCUACAGCAAAAUUUAUUUAAAAUUUUUGCUACUCAUGAUCAUAACGAUGGAUCAACAAAACACGGUGUAGGAUUGGGUUUGACUGUAUGCAGGAAAUUAGUUAAGCUGAUAGGGCCUAGAAGAAGUCUUCUUCUUGAUUCCACCCCAGGAAUUGGAUCUAGUUUUACUUUUUUUAUUUAUCAAAAUUUGUUAACUUCUCCCAAGUAAUAUACAAGUGAACUAAAAAACCAAAUUAGCCCUAUAAUUAUCAGUUCAUCUUAGGAAAAUAAUUCAAUAAAUUUGUAAAACUAAUUUUCUUAAAACUAAAACAUGAGCUAAGGAAGUGAUAACGAAACCCAUUAGUAGGUUCCUAUUUUUUAGAAAUCACAGAUCCAUACUAAAUAAUAGCAAACACCACCUCAUAACAAUUCAGCUGCAGAUGAAAUAGCAGAUACAAAGAAUAUAAUUAUAUCUUCACCAAAAGGUAGUGAAAAAUCACCUAAAAGAAUGAACUAAAUUGACUCUCCUUUAUACAAAACUGAUAAUAUUGAUACAGGUGUAACUCCAAGGAAUUAACAAUCAAUACAAUUUCGCUCUUCAGAUGCUUCUCUUAAUCACUUGAUCAAAGACGAAAAGCAACAAUAGUCUAAAUUUGGGAAAAAUGAUUAGAAACCGAGCAGGAAAAAAAGUAACAAGCUAUUCUAAGGUAGUUAAAUAUCCUUAAUUCUUGAUUUAAAUAGUCCUCUCUAGGAACAAAAAUAGUUUGAAAAAAAUUAUUUGAGUUCCUUUUUAAAUUUUACUCCUCGGUCAAAUGCAAAUUACCACCAGCAAAAUACAGUUUCUACAAUAAAUAAUAUAAAUUAGAAAUUACUUUCUAAGCGAGACAGUGAUAACUGUCAUGAAGGAUCAAGCUUAAGAUUAAUAGUAGGAAAUAAUAAUUUAAAUAGUCCAAACGCUGUGUCUACUAAUAUAGUUUUUUCUGCAUAAAAAGAUAAAGACUUUUUUAGUAAAUAACAAUUAAGAUUAAAGAAUAAAAUGACUUAAUAAGAAGAUUAUGAUGAUGCACUAAUAAGAUCUGGAGAAAUAAAUGAUUAUAUAUUAAGUGAAUCAUAUAAUAAAUCACCUGAUAAGAUUUUCAAUUAAAAUUUAGAUUUUAGUCCUAAGGGAUUCAGACCAUUUAUUUAAACACCCAAAAAGAGUUUAUUUAAUUUAGACUCUAAGCAUUUAAUAUAUUUAAAAACAAAUAAUCAGAUAAGUAUGAAUAAUAUUCACAUAUUGCCAUAAAGUUCAACAAGUAUUAGCAUAGAUAAGCACUUUAGUCAUUAUCCAUCUAAUAAUCUCUUAGCUACUUUCCAUGAUUACAACAAAUAUGAAGAAAAGUUCCAAGAUAAUUUUGAGGAUGAAGAUUUCAAUUUUAGACCUAUGAAUAUGAAGUAUCUCGAAAGUUAAACAAAUAUAGGGUUAGAGUAAAAUAGAAUGUAAUAAUUGCCUGUCAAGCAUAGUUCAAGUAAUAAAUCUGAUUCUGAUAACUAAAACUCACUUUAAAAGUAAUUUUAUAUGAGUGAGUCUCACGGGGCUUUCCCAUCUUUAGAUAAAUAAAUUAUAGAAAAAGAUGGUGAGUCUUAUUCAGAUAAUGUUUAAGAUGACAGUUAAAAUUUAAGUAGUAGCAGUAGCUAUACUGAAGAAGGUGAAUAAUAUACAAAUGGUGAGGGUGAGUAAAACUUAGGAGAUGUAGAAGAAGAAGAUGAUGAAAGCAAAGAAGAUGAAGAUAACAUGAAUUUAGAAGGACUAUUCUCUAAUACUAUAAAUGCAUUGAUAGUAGAUGACACUCCUUUUAAUAUAUUUGUCCUUAAAUCAUUUUUUUAAAACUGCAAAAAUAUUAAAUUUUCUCAAGCAUUUGAUGGAAAAGAGGCCUUCGAACUAUACAAAGAAAACAAAUAUGAUUUAGUUUUUAUGGACCUAAACAUGCCGAUCAUGGAUGGAUUUGAAAGCAUAACUCUUAUUAGGUAAUUCGAGCAUCAAAAUAACCUAAAAGAAAGCAUUAUUUUUGCAGUAACAGCAUAAGAUUAAAUUAAAGAUAUUUAAAAAUGCAUUGACUGUGGAGCUAAUGGCCACAUUCCUAAACCAGUAAAGUUAAGUUUAUUGUAUUCGUCUCUUUAUUAAUAUUUCAAGAGAAGAUGA